This is a messenger RNA of Chroicocephalus ridibundus (black-headed gull), 2029 nucleotides long. It is a transcript of the gene IK, whose product is annotated as IK cytokine. Lineage: Eukaryota; Metazoa; Chordata; Aves; Charadriiformes; Laridae. The transcript has 20 exons. The coding region runs from base 101 to 1774 and encodes 557 amino acids. The record is from RefSeq and is a predicted model, not a curated record. Gene Ontology annotation, biological process: mRNA splicing, via spliceosome. Gene Ontology annotation, cellular component: nucleus.
CGGGCGGGGGGCGGGCUGGCCGGCCGCGGAGGGUGCUGGGAAGGGGAGCCGAGCGGAGCCGAGCCGAGCCGGGUGGCGGAGCGCAGUAGAGCGGUUCGCGAUGCCGGAGCGCGACAAUGAACCGUUCUCCAACCCUCUGGCCCCUGAUGGCCACGAUGUGGACGACUCGCACUCCUUCCACCAGUCCAAGCUGACCAAUGAAGACUUCAGAAAGCUUCUUAUGACCCCACGGGCUGCGCCAACAUCUGCGCCACCCUCCAAAUCUCGCCACCAUGAGAUGCCCCGGGAGUACAACGAAGAUGAAGAUCCAGCAGCUCGCAGAAGGAAGAAGAAAAGCUAUUACGCAAAGCUGCGCCAGCAGGAGAUAGAGCGCGAGAGGGAGCUGGCUGAGAAGUACAGGGAUCGAGCCAAGGAGAGGAGAGAUGGUGUGAACAAGGACUACGAGGAAACAGAGCUGAUCAGCACAACUGCCAACUACAGAGCUGUGGGGCCGACGGCAGAGGCGGAUAAAUCUGCUGCGGAGAAGAGGAGACAGUUGAUCCAGGAGUCCAAGUUCUUGGGUGGUGACAUGGAGCACACUCACUUGGUGAAGGGUCUGGACUUUGCGCUGUUGCAGAAGGUACGGGCUGAGAUUGCCAGCAAGGAGAAGGAAGAGGAGGAAAUGAUGGAGAAGCCCCAGAAGGAAACUAAGAAAGAUGAAGAUCCUGAGAACAAAAUUGAAUUUAAGACCCGGCUGGGUCGCAACAUCUACCGCAUUCUGUUCAAGAACAAGGCUUACGAGCGGAAUGAGCUGUUCCUGCCGGGGAGGAUGGCCUAUGUGGUAGAUCUGGAUGAUGAGUACGCCGACACCGAUAUCCCAACCACGCUGAUCCGGAGCAAGGCUGACUGCCCCACCAUGGAGGCACAGACCACGCUGACCACCAAUGACAUUGUCAUCAGCAAACUGACUCAGAUCCUCUCCUAUCUCCGGCAAGGGACCCGCAACAAGAAGCUCAAGAAGAAAGACAAAGGGAAGCUGGACGAGAAGAAGCCCCCUGAAGCUGAUAUGAACAUCUUUGAAGACAUUGGGGAUUAUGUGCCCUCCACUGCGAAGAUACCACGGGAGAAGGAGCGGGAGCGGUACCGUGAGAGAGAGCGCGACAGGGACCGGGAGCGCGACAGGGACCGAGAACGUGACAGGGACCGGGAGCGUGAGAGGGACAGGGAGCGGGACCGGGAGCGGGAGGAGGAAAAGAAGAGGCAUAGCUACUUUGAGAAGCCCAAGGCUGAUGAUGAGCCCACAGACAUCGACAAAGGGCCCGGCUCAGCCAAGGAACUCAUCAAGUCCAUCAACGAGAAGUUUGCUGGAGCCGCUGGCUGGGAAGGAGCAGAGUCAUUGAAGAAACCAGAAGACAAGAAGCAGCUGGGGGACUUCUUCGGCAUGUCGAACAGCUACGCCGAGUGCUACCCCGCUACAAUGGACGAUAUGGCCGUGGAUAGUGAUGAAGAGGUGGACUACAGCAAGAUGGAUCAGGGUAACAAGAAGGGGCCUCUGGGCCGCUGGGACUUCGACACGCAGGAGGAGUACAGCGAAUACAUGAACAACAAAGAGGCUCUGCCCAAGGCGGCUUUCCAGUACGGGAUCAAGAUGUCUGAGGGACGCAAAACCCGUCGCUUCAAGGAGACGAAUGACAAGGCAGAGCUGGACCGGCAGUGGAAGAAGAUCAGUGCGAUCAUCGAGAAGAGGAAGAAGUUGGAGGCCGAUGGGGUUGAGGUGAAACGCCCCAAGUACUGAUCCCUCCAGUAUCUUCUCCUCCAGCUCCCGGAACCCCGUCCUGCUGGAUGCUGCCUCCCUGGAGCUUACUGGUGUCCUCUCUGUGCGCCUCCCCCCUGCCCCCAGCCCUCACCUUUCUGCUGUGGGUCGGGCAGCUGGUGUUGUCCCCCCACCUCAGGCCUCACGCCGUGGGGCUGCGCUGAGAUUCCCCCCGUGUUUGCUGUACAGCCCGAGACCUGUAAAUGUUGUAGUUUUAAUAAAACUGCCUUAAAUUUG